Peronospora farinosa is the source of this 567-nucleotide messenger RNA. The record is from the annotation of a GenBank genome assembly. Lineage: Eukaryota; Oomycota; Peronosporomycetes; Peronosporales; Peronosporaceae.
AUGGAAAGUCGAGCCGAGAUCCACAAUGAAGAGGUGGCGGAUAGCAUGAUUGAGGCAAUAUCUCAGGUGUUGUUGUAUCUAGACCGGGUCAAGGAAGGCUAUGCCCGGAAAUUGGCCCACAUAUGGCAUGGUCCAUUCCGAGUACGGGAGAUGGUGGGGGACCAUGCAGCUCGCCUGGAUAUCAGUGGGACCGAUUACCGCAUUUACCCGUUGGUGCACCUUUCGAAGUUGGAGCUAGUCCGGCAAUAUCCCGACAGACCGAAUACAGUGUUGGUGGUGGACGAAACAGAUCGAGUGGAUUUUGACGAAGCCCUGUUACCAGAGGAUAGCUGGGAUGUGGAAUUGGAAGACAAUGAGUAUGAAGUGGAGAUGAUUCUUGACAAGCGCAUGGAAAGAAAAACUCGGUAUGGUCGUAUUCAAUGUGAAUACCUGGUGCAGUGGAAAGGAUACUCCGAUCCGUCGUGGGUAGACGAGGUGGACCUCAAUUGCGGUGGACUACUUGAGGACUACGAACGCAGGCAAGUCACUCGUAAUCGUUUUGAGGUGAUGCAGAGCCAUGAGGAGUAG